UUAAGCUGAACUGAUCCGAUCCGAUCACACGCAAAAAGUUUUUCAAGUUUCACAACUUUUAAGUUUUACAGUUUAACUUUACUUUCACUUUUACUGGCUUUAUUUAGUUUAUUACUCUUUAAGUUUACACCUUACUUUUUUUAUAUUCGGGAGAAAAUUCGUUAGGAUUUUAUGAUUUUUAUCCACAAUUUCCGAAAAAAAACUCUAAGAUCGUUAAAGGAUAAUAGGCUAUUACUGAUUCAGGGCUUUGUCGUCGAUUCGCAUUUCCUCGGUUGUAUUUCGAUUGGGAUUUUUGGCGUAUGACCGAGUAAAUUCUUUGAAGGCCCCGUCGACAUUUGCUCGUUGCUGGUAGUGUGAUUUUAGUGCGGUUCUUGUAUUUAUUGUCAACGAAGAUGAAUCGUUUAUUUGGAACGGGAAAACCAAAGGCUCCUCCGCCUAAUCUGACGGAUGUGAUAUCCAAUGUGGAUAGUCGCGGAGAGUCCAUCGAAAAAAAGAUAUCGAAAUUGGAUGAAGAACUGAAUAAAUAUAAAGAUCAGAUGAAGAAGAUGCGGGACGGGCCUGCUAAGAAUGCCAUCAAGCAGAAGGCUCUGCGCGUGCUGAAACAGAAGCGAAUGUACGAGUCACAGCGGGACAACCUCUCCCAGCAAAGCUUCAACAUGGAGCAGGCCAAUUUCUCCUUACAGACGCUGAAAGACACCAAGUCCACGCUGGAUGCUAUGAAAGUGGGCGUCAAGGAUAUGAAGAAGGCCUAUAAACAAGUGGACAUUAACCAGAUCGAGGAUGUUCAAGACGAGUUAGCAGAUUAUCUGGAUCAAGCCAACGAUGUUCAGGAGGCUUUAUCGCGGUCAUAUGGCAUGCCGGAGAUUGACGAAGAUGAUCUGGAAGCAGAGUUGGCGGCGUUGGGCGAUGAGCUGGCGCUGGAUGAGGACACCAGCUACCUGGACCAGGCCGCCAAGGCUCCGGGUGUGCCGAGUCGGGAGCCCGGAGCGGAAAGUUACGCCCCGGGUGCACCGCAAGGCAUUCAAGUGGAUGAGUUUGGAUUGCCCCAAAUCACCCGCUAAAGCAUGAGAACAAUCGCUUCCCCGUUAUCAUUCUUGUAGGCCGUGGCUUUCAUCAACACGAGAAAUGGACUGUAUAGUAUUUUGUGUCUUCUGAUUUUAAAAUGGCUGUCUUCUUUGAUUCUUCUGAUUUUAAAAUGGUUAAUAGGUAUCAUUCAUUACGAUUUUAAGAUGAUUUUCUGUUCAGUUCGGUAACUGUGGAGUUUACCUGGCUUAUCUCUGCGCAGUGUUUUCGUGCCAAGAUUUGAAAGAGCUAUUUUUGUGAUUUACGCCGUCUCGGGAAUACCAGUGGCAUCUGAAGGAUAUGCAAUUCCGCUCUCCGAUUAAAGCUGACGCUCGUG
This is a messenger RNA of Paramacrobiotus metropolitanus, 1399 nucleotides long. Its product is annotated as charged multivesicular body protein 5-like. The coding region runs from base 393 to 1061 and encodes 222 amino acids. Gene Ontology annotation, biological process: late endosome to vacuole transport via multivesicular body sorting pathway; vesicle budding from membrane. Lineage: Eukaryota; Metazoa; Tardigrada; Eutardigrada; Parachela; Macrobiotidae. The transcript is spliced from 6 exons. Gene Ontology annotation, cellular component: multivesicular body. The record is from RefSeq and is a predicted model, not a curated record.